UUCAUUAACAAUGAGUGGCAGAACUCGGAGAGCGGGCGAGUGUUUCCUGUCUAUAAUCCAGCUACAGGAGAACAAGUGUGCGAGGUUGAAGAGGCAGACAAGGCAGACAUAGACAGAGCUGUGCGGGCAGCCCGCCUGGCCUUCUCUCUUGGCUCAGUGUGGAGGAGGAUGGAUGCGUCCGAGCGAGGCCGCCUGCUGGACAAGCUGGCGGACUUGGUGGAGCGGGACCGAGCGAUUCUUGCAACCAUGGAGUCCCUCAACGGUGGCAAACCGUUCCUCCAAGCGUUUUACGUGGAUUUGCAGGGCGUCAUCAAAACCCUUCGGUAUUACGCAGGCUGGGCUGAUAAAAUCCACGGCAUGACCAUUCCAGUAGAAAGCAGCACCAGAGCGCUUUCCCGCCGUGACCCCAGUCUGCUUUCCCAGUGGAACUUCCCGCUGCUCAUGUUUGCCUGGAAGAUCGCUCCGGCUCUGUGCUGCGGCAACACCGUGGUGAUAAAGCCGGCGGAGCAGACGCCGCUCAGCGCGCUCUACAUGGGAGCCCUGAUCAAGGAGGCGGGCUUUCCACCUGGAGUGAUCAAUAUCCUGCCUGGAUAUGGGCCGACAGCCGGCGCGGCGAUUGCUUCUCACGUUGGCAUAGACAAGAUUGCAUUCACGGGCUCUACCGAGGUUGGAAAGCUCAUCCAAGAGGCAGCUGGGAGGAGCAACUUGAAGAGAGUAACUCUGGAACUUGGAGGCAAAAGUCCCAAUAUUAUCUUUGCAGAUGCAGACCUGGACUACGCGGUGGAGCAGGCGCACCAGGGCGUGUUCUUCAACCAGGGCCAGUGCUGCACGGCCGGCUCGCGCAUCUUCGUGGAGGAGCCGGUCUACGAGGAGUUCGUGCGGAGGAGCGUGGAGCGCGCCAAGCGGCGCAUCGUGGGGAGUCCCUUCGACCCCGCCACCGAGCAGGGCCCGCAGAUCGACAAGAAGCAGUAUAACCGGGUUCUGGAGCUCAUCCAGAGCGGCGUGGCCGAGGGCGCCAAACUGGAGUGUGGCGGCAAGGGCCUGGGCCGGAAGGGCUUUUUCAUUGAACCCACCGUGUUUUCCAACGUCACAGACGACAUGAGGAUUGCCAAGGAGGAGAUCUUUGGUCCCGUUCAGGAGAUUCUGAGGUUCAAGACGAUGGAUGAAGUCAUUGAAAGAGCCAACAGCACGGACUUCGGGCUUGUGGCCGCCGUCUUCACUAACGACAUCAACAAGGCUCUCACGGUUUCUUCUGCAAUGCAGGCUGGGACUGUAUGGAUCAAUUGCUACAAUGCCCUCAACGCCCAGAGCCCCUUCGGGGGCUUCAAGAUGUCUGGGAGCGGGAGAGAAAUGGGAGAGCUGGGCCUACGCGAGUACUCGGAAGUUAAGACGGUCACCGUCAAGAUUCCGCAGAAGAACUCCUAGGAGGCAGGAGCAAGCAGCGUGGUCUGCAGCCUGAUGCCUGGACCGAAGCGGCUUUCCAAGCCCUUCCGCGAAUGCCCUGGUCUCCCCUCGUAGUGCAUCCACCCCGACGUGCCCAUUAACCAGCUAGUUUUCUUUGAACUGCAAUAUAGAAUGUGAAAAUGAAGAUUUAUUUCUUUUAAUUUACUUAAGAAGAAGCCUGUGCUAGCAAUAAAGCAUUUAUA
This is a messenger RNA of Octodon degus (degu), 1646 nucleotides long. RefSeq names its product aldehyde dehydrogenase 1 family member A2 (gene Aldh1a2). The coding region runs from base 169 to 1425 and encodes 418 amino acids. The record is from RefSeq and is a predicted model, not a curated record. Lineage: Eukaryota; Metazoa; Chordata; Mammalia; Rodentia; Octodontidae. The transcript is spliced from 12 exons. Gene Ontology annotation, molecular function: aldehyde dehydrogenase (NAD+) activity.